Messenger RNA from Prorocentrum cordatum, 930 nucleotides. Lineage: Eukaryota; Dinophyceae; Prorocentrales; Prorocentraceae. The record is from the annotation of a GenBank genome assembly.
GUGGCAGAGCUCGUGUGGGGGAAGGCUGAGUUCUUUUUGAAGGAACUAGACAAGCUUACGGAAGCGGAACAUUGGAUCGGAUACCUGAACAUGGUUCCGCUUGAGACACGCAAAUUCUUGGCAGAAUGCAUACAAGCGCUCGUUCACUUGCACCGCGCCGACUUUCAUCGGAGGUUGGUCCACCUUACAGUGAACAAGCCCCCGUGGAACCUGUUGGUGUUGGCAAAGCGUGGGAAGGACAUCAGGUGCCCCCUGCGGGUCGACUUGGCCCGCAGAUUAUUGAGCACGUCUGCUGACUCCCUUGAAGUCAACUCGCGCAAGUUUGUCUCGAUGUUUCGCGGGGAGCUACAGCGCAUGAUCGACAGUGAUGGCAAAUGCCCAGGGGUGAUGUGGACUCAGGUUGCAAUUUGGUGCGAGGCCGAGACGACUCCGUCAGACAACCAUUCUAUCGAAGGCAUUAACAACAUGAUCAUAUCGACAGCACUCGCAGCACCUACUAUCCGAGAUCCUUUGCUGUCCAGCCGCGUGGUGGGCCGCUUGGCCCUCUUCCCAGUCAGCGCCACUGGCAAGGCUUCAGCACGCAGCAGCGUCAAAGAGAUGCAAGGGCUCAUCAAUGAGGCGAUUGACAAGGCCGUGUCCUGCUUCACUGGUUCACAGACGGUCAUGAGUAACACCUCCAGGUGGCAAUGUCCUCCCGCUGCCGAUGCGGUCAAGACGCCAACCGUUCCUUCGGUCCCGUUGCCGUUCCCCCCAGCAGUGAUGGAGUGGGCGAGGCAUUACAACUCGAAGUUCAUAACGAAGGUUAGACUGACCAAAGGUUGGACAAUGCGGGCUUUGUUGGUAUUGCCCUCUGCCAGCUUGGACGGACAGUUCGACGCGUACUUGUGCCCGCUUACUCACGGGCGGAGCGCCCAUCUGUUGAAGGCCAAG